CAACGUGACCAUCAUCUCACUAACCAAAAUAUACACGGCGACCACGUUGUUGUACUACGUUAUAUACUGCACCCGUGGAAGGACAGAUUUCUAAGCUAAAUAUUAACGAUAGUAAAUAUACUCGAAAACAACGGAGAGAACGCGGAUAAAGCUUACCAACGACAAACCUAUUACGUAAAUAAAUUAAUGAGCAAACGGAGAGAGGACUGUUGAAAGACAGACAAAUAAGUAAACGGACGCGAAAACUAACGGAUUAAAAACAAUUAAUAUAAACAAAGUUUCGCACUCACCGGGAGGUCUUACCGACUGAAGUGUAAUUACGAUUAUUAUUAUUACGUUGAACGUUUCCAUUAUCAUACGUGAAACAAAAAUAAACAAACAAACGAAACAAAACUAAUCCUGAUAAAGAAACAGUAAAAAGAACAAAAUACUUAAGGAAGAAGUUUAUAAUUUAUUUUUGUACAGUGAAUAACUUUUACAUAUACAUCGUUCAUUCGUCAUACAUACGUAUACCACGUGCAUGCAUAUUGUAUAAAUAUUUCGACGACGAGGAUAAAACUGCGAGAAGUAUUAUAAAGAUAAAAACGCAACGGUAUUAAAUUAACAAUCGGAAUAAAGAAACGUAAAAUAUUCUGUUGUGUCCCGUGCGUAUAUGUAUCUUUCGUGCUAAUCGCGAUCUGAUAUAAUCAGCUAAUGAUACAUACGUAUUAUAUUUAUAUAUAAAUAAAUCGAUAUACAUAUAUAUACAUUUGUAUAUAUAUAUAUAUACUUACAUGUGUGAGUGAAUGCAUCGUACGAAUACCCACGGUUGAUAAAAAGAAAUCAAUAAAAACAAAAAAAAAAAAUAAAGAACAUCAACCACUCGAAGGAAAGAACUUUGUAUCGAUCAUCUUGUGCUGUUCGAAUAUUAAACCAACGUCGAUAGUGAGCGAGCAACGGUCGGACGCGCUUUUUUCAGUUCUGAAAUACGUAUCUCUACACUCGCGUCGUUUACAGAGGACAGAGACACAAGGAGCCGAUAUACCUCGGGUGUGAUUCGAGAAAGAGGAGGAGCGAGAUAAAUACGCGAGGGAAUAAAGACGAGUAAGUAAUCGAAAAUGCCGACGAGUUUGUUCAGCGAAAUGGAUCGCGGCACGACCACCGGCUCCCUCGAGGAGCAGAGAGCCCUUCAACUCGCCUUCGAGCUCUCCAUGCUCGGACUCGAAGGGAGUCCGGGCAACAACGGAUCCAACGGCGACGACAACCUCGCGACACCGGCCAGCGUCUUCGAGGAGGCUCGAUCCAAGAAAAGCCAAAACAUGACCGAGUGCGUUCCGGUUCCGAGCAGCGAGCAUGUCGCCGAAAUCGUUGGACGACAAGGCUGCAAGAUCAAGGCGCUCCGCGCGAAGACGAACACGUACAUAAAGACGCCGGUCCGGGGAGAGGAGCCCGUGUUCGUGGUUACGGGGCGCAAGGAGGACGUGGCGAGGGCGAAGCGGGAGAUCCUCUCGGCGGCGGAGCACUUCUCGCAGAUCCGGGCGUCGCGGAAGAGUUCGCUUGGAGCUCUGCUCGGCGCCCCUCCAGGACCGCCGGCCUCAGUCCCGGGGCACGUGACAAUCCAGGUUCGAGUACCUUACAGGGUCGUGGGUCUAGUAGUCGGGCCGAAGGGGGCGACGAUCAAGAGGAUCCAGCACCAGACGCACACCUACAUCGUGACGCCGAGCCGGGACAAGGAGCCGGUGUUCGAGGUGACGGGACUCCCGGAAAGCGUCGAGGCCGCGAGGCGCGAGAUCGAGGCCCACAUCGCCCUCCGGACCGGAUCGGGCCCAGGACUCGAGGAGGCGGACCUCCUCGGCGCCCUCUGCCUCGGCGGGCUCGGCUCGAUCCUCGGCUGCCUCGAUCCGCCCGGUUCCAACGGCUCGAACGGCUCGAGCGGCGCCUUCUCGAGCAGCGGGAGCUGCAGCAGUUCCUCGAGCAGCUCCGGGGCCCCAGGGCUUAACGACCUCGUAGCGAUUUGGGGCGCGGGCCUCGAGCGGGACGAGGGCCUCGGCGAGUCCCCGUCGUUCGAGUCCCAGGCAGCUGCCUCCUCGAUCUGGUCCUUCCCCGGGGUCGCCCUGCCUUCGAGACCCUCGCCACCGGCCUCGGCGAGCCCGGCCUCGCCGACGGACUCCCUCCUCGGCGGGGGCAUCGGCAGGCGCGAGUGCGUCGUCUGCGGCGACAAGGAGGUCACCGCGGCCCUCGUUCCCUGCGGCCACAAUCUAUUCUGCCUUGACUGUGGCAACCGCGUUUGCGAGAGCCCCAAUCCGUGCUGUCCGGUCUGCUCGCGACCGGUGCUUCAGGCUCUCCGCAUACUCUCAUAAAUGACGCGAGGACGCGACCCCCCUACCCCCCUCCAAUCAUCCCUCGCCAUGUAUGUAUAACCUUUGUCGAGCGAUUUUCCUCUACGAUUGUUUAUUCUUUUUUUUAUUUUUAUUUUUAUUUUUAUUUUUUUUUUUUUUUACUUCCCAUUCGAGUAAAAAUUGUAAUUCUAUUUUUAUUUCAUUAUUAUUAUUAUUAUUAUUAUUGUUGUUGUUGUUGUUGUUGUUGUUUCUCGUUGCACCGCGCUACGUCGCGUCUCGUUUCGGUUCGAUUGGGCGUUGUUUUUUUUUUUUUUUCUUUUUUACCUCUUAUUAGUUUCGAUCAUAAUUAUAUUUUGUACGUUUAUUAUCGAUAAUACCACAAACAUCGCCGAGACGAGUACCUAUAACUGAGAUAUAUAAUAGUAUUAUGAGAUUCUCAUGACGCUGUUUGUGUGAUUAUAUUCAUACUUGUAAUGUAGGGUAUAUUAUAUAUAUACAUGUAUUCACAUAUAGCAUCCAAUCAUCAUGUGCGAUAUUGUUGUCGGGUGAUAAUGAAAACAUUGACCAAGCAACAAUGAUUAUAAUGUACGCUGUAAAAUUCGUUUUCACGACGAAAGAACAACAACAGUAAAUAAUAAGCAAACGACAAAAACACAUACGCAUAUAUAUAUAGAGAGAGUGAGACAGAGAGAAAGAAAGAAAGAAAGAAAGAAAGAAAGAAAGAAAGAGGGAGAGAUAUAUACGAUACACGGCAAAUAACUAGCCUCCCAUCGCCAGCACCACGAAGCAAACCCCCCCUGCCCCCCUCUGGCAGAGGAAACAAUUAAUAAUAAUAUUAUUGAAUACGGCAAGUUGAAAAAAUAAAUCAAUAAACAAUAAACAAUAAUGAGAAUGCUGCCUCCGAGCAAUGGAAACUCG
Molecule: messenger RNA, 3236 nt
Organism: Neodiprion virginianus
Lineage: Eukaryota; Metazoa; Arthropoda; Insecta; Hymenoptera; Diprionidae
Product: RNA-binding protein MEX3B
Exons: 2
Coding region: 1098-2339 (413 amino acids)
Molecular function (GO): RNA binding
Source: RefSeq, a predicted model, not a curated record